AUGAUCUGGGGUUGGAAGCGUACGAGGGAUGACGAUGAUGGUGGGAAGCGGGGGCAGGCAAAGAAGGUCAGAGCGGCUGGUCCCGUCUUUGAUCCCGGUUCAGGUCCUGUCAUGACACCGGCAUUUGCAUUGUAUUCGGCUCCUGCGCCCUCUCCGUUUGUGCCGGUUUUGUCACAGGAGAUCAGCAGCAGCGCAGCGGUUGCUACCUCUGCCCCAUCGGCAUCGACCCAGGCAGGUCCUACCCCUCCUACUGCGGCUGCGGCAUAUGGGGAGGCACGGAACGAGGUAUCUCGCACCGAUGGUGACCAGCAGAGUCAACAACGGCAAGCCAUAGUAGCCGAGGGCCUCGGUAAUAGGGCAUCAUACCAACCCGUGCGCAGUACCACCGCCACUGGUGGUAAAAAAUCCAGAGCGUGGCCUGCUACGCCUGCUCCGCCGGUUCGGAGUCCGUAUAACCUGCGGAAACGGAAGGCUUGA
Parathielavia appendiculata is the source of this 477-nucleotide messenger RNA. RefSeq lists its product as uncharacterized. The coding region runs from base 1 to 477 and encodes 158 amino acids. The record is from RefSeq and is a predicted model, not a curated record. The transcript is spliced from 2 exons. NCBI's taxonomy places the organism in Eukaryota, Fungi, Ascomycota, Sordariomycetes, Sordariales, Chaetomiaceae.